AUGACAAUGACCAACAGCUCUGCAGACGACCUCCCGGCCCCCUGGAUCCGCCAGUGGGACAACAACUACAACACUUGGUUCUACAUCAACCCCUCGACCAACCCUCCCACCACGACCUGGAACCACCCCAACGCUACGGCCGGCCAGGCGCACCCCGAGCAGGUCCACGCCGCCCAGGUUGUGCAGACCGCCCAGCAGACCGGCCAGUACCAGGCUCCCGGCGCGACCGCCAACCCCGGUUCGGAGGAUGAGCGUGGCCUCGGUGCCAACCUUCUCGGUGCCGGCGCUGGUGCCAUGGCCGGCAAGAUGACUGGUGGCUCGACCGGCUCGAUGAUCGGCGGUGCCGCCAUUGGCGGUCUUGGCACUGCCCUCAUCACCAAGCUCCUCGAGAACAAGUCGCACAACUCGAUGUCCAUGGGCGGCUACAACUCUCCCGGGGGCAUGCCCUCGUUCUUCGGCGGCGGCGGCAACAGCAUGAUGGGCGGUGGUAUGGGUGGUGGAUUCGGCGGUGGCGGCCAUCACGGAGGACACCACGGUGGUGGUGGUGGUGGCUUUGGCGGUGGCUUUGGCGGCCCCGGUGGUGGCUUUGGCGGCCCCGGUGGUGGUGGUCACCACGGCGGCGGCGGCCACCACGGAGGUGGUGGUGGUGGACGCUGCGAGGAUAGCAGGUUCUGUGGCGUCUACGUAUAA
This is a messenger RNA of Apiotrichum porosum, 690 nucleotides long. RefSeq lists its product as uncharacterized. NCBI's taxonomy places the organism in Eukaryota, Fungi, Basidiomycota, Tremellomycetes, Trichosporonales, Trichosporonaceae. The coding region runs from base 1 to 690 and encodes 229 amino acids. The transcript has 7 exons. The record is from RefSeq and is a predicted model, not a curated record. Gene Ontology annotation, molecular function: protein binding.